This is a messenger RNA of Fulvia fulva, 750 nucleotides long. RefSeq names its product NADH-ubiquinone oxidoreductase. The transcript has 3 exons. Lineage: Eukaryota; Fungi; Ascomycota; Dothideomycetes; Mycosphaerellales; Mycosphaerellaceae. Gene Ontology annotation, biological process: respiratory electron transport chain. Bases 1 to 750 code for a protein of 249 amino acids. The record is from RefSeq and is a predicted model, not a curated record.
AUGAGGGUCGCUUCAAGACUCCUCGCCUCUGUGCAAAAGGGUGCCCAGUUCCUAGAAGCCGGCACACCUACCGGUCUCACCGGCGUAUCGACGCACGCCUCACCUCGCACAACCCUCCUCUACACAUACCACACCACCCUCGAAAAGCUAAAGCAAUUCCCCGAGCACUCCGUCUACCGGCAAUCAGUGGAAGCCCUCACAAAACACCGCAUGCAAAUCGUUGAGCAAGUAAAGCCAUCCGGUCUCGAAGAAUGGCAGAAACGCGUACAAGCAGUCGCAGACUCACGACCAGACGCCUUCAAGACUGUACCGAUCGUCACACCUAGCGGCAACAAGGAGGUCAACAUUGUCUGGAAGGCUGCAGCGGUUCAGGCGGCGAAGAAGAGGACGGAUGAGUGGGAUGAUGAGGUUGUGGGGAAGCCGCAUGAGGAGGGUAUUAGGACGGAGGAGGAGAGGGCGUAUAUGGGCAAGGAGCUUGCACGGGACUUGACAGAGGAGCACAGACAGAUUCCGAGGAUUGAGAGCGAGCCGCCGUUGAGCUUGGAGCAGAUUAAUGAUAUUGAGGCUAAGAUUGGGGCUGGCUUGAUUGAAGAGGUCAUUAUGGUCGCUGAGGGCGAGAGUGUGCUCUGUGAUACCUUGUUGGAGGCUCAAGUAUGGGAAGACCUCGAGGAGAAGCCACAGGAUGGCCAAUGGUCGUACGCCGAGCGGGAUACCUUCACACAAGGAACUCAGGCACCACCGACCAAGUAA